Molecule: messenger RNA, 231 nt
Organism: Lichtheimia ornata
Lineage: Eukaryota; Fungi; Mucoromycota; Mucoromycetes; Mucorales; Lichtheimiaceae
Exons: 4
Coding region: 1-231 (76 amino acids)
Source: RefSeq, a predicted model, not a curated record
AUGAGGGUUCUCAAGACGUCUUUGCAUUGCCUCUUUUGGCAACAAGACAUUGAUAUCAAAGCAAGAAUGCUGUAUGGUUGGCUCAAUGUGAAACAGCAGCAAGACAAUAUGGAUGGCAUGGAGAGACGGUUUCUAUUUGAGGCAAAGAUGGUAUUGAGAAAUACUACAAGGUCUGGCUCUGGUUGGGCGAUUAUUUUGAUCAAUCAGCACGUCGAGGAUGUCAUUGUAUAG